GGAAGUUGGAGUCGUUCAGGGUGUACAUCCGGCAGAAAGAUGGCUGCCACUAAGCGACAGUGACACUUUGUUGUUAUUAACCUGAACAAGAAGUUUUUUGAUAAUUAAACGACAAUAACGCUGCACCAAAGAGUCAUACGGCGCCGUGGCGUCUUGUCGAAGAAAACGGGAAGACGCUGGUAGCUACACAUCGAAUCCUGAUUCACGUCCAGGCGUAUCAGAGCACAGAAUGGCGGCCCCGGUCAAUGUCCAGAACCCCAGCAAGACCUGGGAGCUGAGCCUUUAUGAGCUGCACAGAACCCCUCAGGAGGCGAUAAUGGACGGCACAGAGAUCGCCGUGUCCCCACGCAGCCUCCACAGUGAACUGAUGUGUCCGAUCUGCCUGGACAUGCUGAAGAACACCAUGACGACCAAAGAGUGCCUGCACAGGUUCUGCUCCGAGUGCAUCGUCACAGCCCUCCGAUCCGGAAACAAGGAGUGCCCCACCUGUCGGAAAAAGCUGGUCUCGAAGCGCUCCCUGCGCCCGGACCCAAAUUUCGACGCGCUCAUCUCAAAGAUAUACCCGAGUAGGGACGAGUACGAGGCCCACCAGGACCGGGUCCUGGAGCGGCUGAGCCGGCUUCACAACAAGCAGGCUCUGAGCUCCAGCAUCGAGGAGGGCCUCAAGAUACAGGCGCUGGUCAGGCCGCAGAGGGUGCGGAAACCGCAGCAGGAGAGCGACAACACCACCUUCAGCGGGGGCGAGGACAACUGCGACGCGCGCUCCCACCUGUCCCAGAACUCGGCCCCGCCGCUCCUGCACGCGGGGCCCCUCGCGGAGGCGGACGCGGAGGCCGGGGCGGGCCCCAGCCGGAGCAAGCAGGCCAAGGUGUCGGACGACUCCUGCCCCGAGGGCGACCGGGGCAGCCCCACGCCCUCCCUGCCCCCGCUGCACCAGGAGGGGCCCGGCUCGGAGAUCGAGCUGGUGUUCCGCCCGCACCCCCUGCUGGUCAACACACAGGACUACAGCCAGACCAGGUACGUGAAAACGACGGCCAAUGCCACAGUGGACCACCUCUCUAAGUACCUGGCCCUGCGCAUCGCGCUGGAGGAGCGGCAGGCUGACGGGCAGACAGGAGGAGACGUGGCGGAGGAGAGAGGAGGAGAGGGAGGAGGCGCAGGGGGCGGGGGAGUGAGCCUGCAGAACAUCAGCGAGAAGCAGUACACCAUCUACAUCACGACGACCGGCGGCCAGUUCUCCGUGAGUGGCGUUUCCACGACUCUGAAUGGCUCUCUGACCCUGGAGCUGGUCAAUGAGAAGUACUGGAAGCUCAGCAAACCUCUGGAGUUGUACUACGCCCCCACCAAGGAACCGCUACAGCAGUGAGAGAAAGAGGGAGGAAGAGAGAGAGAGGGAGGGAGAGAGUGCUUGAGAGAGAGAGGGAGAGAGGGAGGGAGAGUGCCUGAGAGAGGGAGGGAGAGAGGGAAGGAAGGAGGGAGAGAGAGAGAGGGAAGGAGGGAGAGAGGGAUAGAGCUCCACACCUCCCUCCUCAUCGCUUUGUCUCUCACAGCACAAAGACGAGAGCUCCUCUCUCUCACAAUGGGACAGUCUGCUGCUGCCAAGAGAGGAAGUGUGUGACUGGUAGAAAAGUGUGUGUGCGUUAGAAACAAGUGAGAAGGUAUGUGUCUUAAGAGAAGAGGAGGGAGGGGUAUAGGGAUGGUGUGAAUGAGGCGGUUUGAAAGAGAGGGGAUAGAGUAUGUAGACAGAGAUCACGGCGGGAAGCGGACUCUGCGUUGCCCCUUGGCUGACCGUGGGGUGAAGCCUGUGAGCUCCUCCCCCCUCACUUCAAAUCCCGGCCUUUCGGUUGGAAGGACGAAGAAAAGACAACAAAAAACAUUUCAUUUUCCAAAGCUCCUCCUCUGAACCGCCCCCUGCCUUCACCUUCUGGAACACGAGGUAGAACCCCCACACCCAACCAGCCAAUCAGCACUGUGUAUAUCCCUCACUGUUUCCAUUUCCCACAAUGCCCCAGUCUUGUACAGCCAUUUUGUAUAUUCUCUGAUCAUGUGAUUAUGAGUGAAGUUGACAACGCAAUAUCGCAGGAAUAAGGGACUUAUUAUGCGAGGACAUAUUUUUCCAUAUGGUAAGGAAAUAAGACAGGUUUUGGUUUUUUUAUUUAUACAACAGGCCUGCAAUAAGCCAGCCUGCGUACAGGGCCUUAUUCUGAACUAGACCGAGGACUGAAGAAUUGCUGUGAAUUAGGCUGCUUAUAUUUGAUGUAAAACCAUGAUAAGCCUUCAGUUGAGGUCCAUUUUUUGAAAUACUUUCUCUGUAUGAUCUAAAGCAUAUUUACUGGAACCAACCAUGGAAGUGAAAGUUCUGUUAUACAGCGAUAGAAGCAGGGUGGGUGGAAUCCAAUGUACAAAAAAGAAAAAAAGAAUAGCGCAGAAAAAAAAAAGUCAUUCUGUACCUCGUCUGAGUUUCAAUCCUGCUGAAGGAGUUUUGCACUUUUGUAAUUUGUGAACGUUAAGUGAUUACAGACUGCUUUUGAGAUACCUUUGUUCGUUGACUUGCCAUUUUACUUUGUGUUAUCUUUCUGCCGUAAACUGGCAUACACACAUUACACCCCAUUUAUUAAAAUAACCUUGGUUUUUUAAAACCA
Molecule: messenger RNA, 2642 nt
Organism: Conger conger (European conger)
Lineage: Eukaryota; Metazoa; Chordata; Actinopteri; Anguilliformes; Congridae
Product: E3 ubiquitin-protein ligase RING2-A-like
Exons: 7
Coding region: 230-1366 (378 amino acids)
Biological process (GO): negative regulation of DNA-templated transcription
Cellular component (GO): ubiquitin ligase complex; PcG protein complex
Molecular function (GO): ubiquitin protein ligase activity; chromatin binding
Source: RefSeq, a predicted model, not a curated record